AUGCUGGUGCAGCUGGAGUUAGCUGUUAGAGUUUUGGGUUGUCUGCUGGUGCAGCUGGAGUUAGCUGUUAGAGUUUUGGGUUGUCUGCUGGUGCAGCUGGAGGUAGCUGUGAGAGUUCUGGGUUGUCUGCUGGUGCAGCUGGAGUUAGCUGUGAGAGUUCUGGGUUGUCUGCUGGUGCAGCUGGAGGUAGCUGUGAGAGUUCUGGGUUGUCUGCUGGUGCAGCUGGAGUUAUGCGUUCGAGUUCUGGGUUGUCUGCUGGUGCAGCUGGAGGUAGCUGUUAGAGUUCUGGGUUUUCUGCUGGUGCAGCUGGAGGUAGCUAUGAGAGUUCUGGGUUGUCUGCUGGUGCAGCUGGAGGUAGCUGUUAGAGUUCGUGGGUUGUCUUCUGGUGCAGCUGGAGGUAGCUGUUAG
Molecule: messenger RNA, 408 nt
Organism: Macrobrachium nipponense
Lineage: Eukaryota; Metazoa; Arthropoda; Malacostraca; Decapoda; Palaemonidae
Exons: 1
Coding region: 1-408 (135 amino acids)
Source: RefSeq, a predicted model, not a curated record